AUGCCACCUAAGAAGGGCCCCAAUUCUCAAUGGGCCGACUGGAUCGUCGAAGAAGCCAACUUAGCUUCUGAGAAAAACUCACGAGCAGCUGAUGUUUACAAUAAAGCCGCACGCGCUUUACGUGCAUGUCCACACCUUCUCAAUCAUCCGAAAGAGGCCAAGGACCUAAAUGGAAUCGGAGACAAAAUAGUUGCCAUCAUCACCCGGCGGCUGGAAAACAUAUGUCGAGACGAAGAUAGACCUUUUCCUCGGCAAGUACCCCUUCAGGAGCCUCAGGCAGGUCCUAGCGGGACAAAGCAGUCGCAGAGAAGAAAGAAACCAGCCGGACUGACUGCCGCAGAACUCGCUUUGGACGACCCAUCCGACGGAGAACUACCUGUCAAAGCCAAGAAAGCUCGAGUCACCAAGCCCUACACUCCUAAACCUCGAGAUGGUGCUUGGGGAAUCCUGGCCGCACUUUACAGUUUUUGCGAACCUUUGGAUCAAAAAAAGUUUAGUAGUCGCGAGACGAUCAUCGAGACUGGCCAGAAGUACUCUAACUUGAGCUAUGGAUCUGACUCUGGGGAUGGCAAGAAAGCAGCUUGGAGUUCCGCCAUGUCAGUCCAGCUGUUAACUAGCUUAGAAGAAUCCCAAUCACUAACAUUCUUUUUUGUUUUUCUUACUAGCGCCAUCUUGAAAAAGCAUCAGCUGGUGGUUGUACACGCCACCCUUCGACCCAUGAGAUAUGCCCUCACGCGUGCGGGGUUCGAGUUGGCUACUGCAAUCGCUGCGACCGAAGGAAUUCCACUCAUCGAGCUUGUUGCCGAAAUCUGUGCUGCUGAACCUGAAAUUCUUCCAGCAAAUAGGAGUCCUUCACCACCUACCUUGCUCAAGCGAAAGUCUAGCGUAGAUGCUAGCAGUCUGCGCUGGGUUGAAGAUGUCCGAAAUAAAUCGCAACGUAUAGCCCUUGAUGAAGACCUGCGGGAAGCCUCAUCAAUUUUAGGUGUGAAUCAUGCAACAAGCAGCAAUCUAACGCUUCAGGAUGCUGCCCAGAAGCCCACAACUACAAAGUCUCAUAGCGCACCUCAAGUUCCACAAAAGCGAAGUCACGCGGAUUCAGUAGAUUUGAAGGUCAAACGGGCGGCGACAGGUGCACGGGCUCACGUCUAUCGCGAGCCAGAGCCAGGUCCGUCAGUCGAUUCUCUUGGCGCUUUGCGCUUCCAGUUCUCUUAUCUCGACAAAAAUGACGUUCGGGUCAAGACUUCGAAAGAGGCUGAAGUGCAGCAUACUGAUGAGGAGGAGCUUUUCAAAGUCGAGUUUUGUACGCGCCAAAGACUUCAUCCGUUCAAGAUAAAGGCCAUCGUACAAGAGGCUCGACUCGAACGAGUUCUUGGACCUGAGGGUGCGACAAUGAUGGGCUGGUUACGGAAAGAAAAGACGAUACCGAUAUGCCCAGGAUUUGUGGAAGCUUUAGCGGGCGUGAGCCAACCCAAGCCUGUCAUCGGUCGUGCGUUGGGCGCGGAUAGAUUGACGAAGGACAGAUCUACAGGUUCGUCUCGAUCCAAGACGAUGGAAUCAUCCUCGAGCCGAGGCGAAUUCGGAAUUCCAACGGUUCCGGCUCCCCGCUCGGGAACUCAUCCUAUCAACUCGUUGCCACAGAAUGUGCCAUCGACCAGCUCGGCACCUCUCAUUCGGGCUAGUUCAUCUGCUGGCGUGUCGCAACAAAGCUCGAACCAGAAAGAUGAGCCAGGCCCUAGCUCUACCAGUCAAGCUCCUCGACCUCGACCUCGCGCUUCGUUUGCGACUGCGAAUACCAUUCCAUCUGGCUUAGCCAAGCCUAGAGCCUCAAUAGGAACUAUGAGCAUGAUUGCGAUGACAGUCCAACCUGAAACUUGGCCAGCUGGCUCCUAUACCAUCUCACUCAUCAUCGAUAAUCGUGAAGUCAAAUCAAAAGGGGACCGGGCUGGGAUUUAUAAUCUAUGUGUGACUAAAGCCCAAGCGCUCAAUAAACGAGAGUCUGAGGAAAUCAAAGUUGAACAAAGGGCCUUGGCUGUUGGUGAUGCGAUAUGGAUCGCGGUACAUAAGUCGACUGGGAAGGAAGUCGUGUUGGAUAGUAUUGUAGAAAGGAAGAGACUCGAUGAUCUCUGUGCGAGUAUACUAGACACUCGUUAUCACGAACAAAAAGCAAGGCUGAUGAAUUCUGGAUUGAGGGAUAAGAUCUACUUGGUAGAAGAAUUUAAUUCGCAAGCCAAUCGAAUCCAAUGGGGAAAACAGAUUGAGACCUCUAAAGUUGAGAUGAUGGUCGUGAGCAAUUGUCAUCUUCAUGAGACGGCUGACUGGAAAGCUUCAGUGGAUUAUUUAAUGAUGAGAACAGAGGUCUUGAAUACCUUACACAAAACGAUUGAUUUAUCAGUCAUACCCGACCGACACGUUGACCGAAAGAAUUACUUGCCACUCUUGGCACAACUACGAUCAAAUAAGCCAGAUCAAUACUGGGUCACCUCCUAUUGCGUGUUUCAUUCCUUAAAUGACAAGUCGAGCAAUUUGACUAUCAAUCAUAUUUGGGCUCGAAUGAUUAAUAGUAUCAAAGGAAUGAGUCCAGAGAAAGUUUUAGAUUUUGUACAACGUUGGGAAUCACCUCGAGUCUUUUGGGAUGAAUAUAAACUUCAAUUAUCCAAUCAAGAAUCAAUGAAAACCAAACCUGAGAAUUGGAUUGAAGAUGAGAUGAAUAAGACUUUUCGAAGGAUCGGACCUACACUGAGUGAAAGGAUAUGGAAGAUGUUUAAUGAAAAAGCCUAUGGAAAUUUGAAAUAG
Melampsora larici-populina 98AG31 is the source of this 2793-nucleotide messenger RNA. RefSeq lists its product as uncharacterized. Gene Ontology annotation, molecular function: crossover junction DNA endonuclease activity; DNA binding; 3'-flap endonuclease activity. The transcript is spliced from 5 exons. Lineage: Eukaryota; Fungi; Basidiomycota; Pucciniomycetes; Pucciniales; Melampsoraceae. Bases 1 to 2793 code for a protein of 930 amino acids. Gene Ontology annotation, biological process: double-strand break repair via break-induced replication; mitotic intra-S DNA damage checkpoint signaling; resolution of meiotic recombination intermediates. Gene Ontology annotation, cellular component: nucleus; Holliday junction resolvase complex. The record is from RefSeq and is a predicted model, not a curated record.